CAGCAGCGGCAACGGUGGCGGCGGGGCGGAGCCGUUGCCGAGCUGAGGCGGCAGCGCGGAAGGAGCCGGAGAUGGUGGCCGCGGCCGGGGGCCUGCAGCUCCGCUUCGCCUCGCUCUUGGCCGCGGCGCUGCUGGCGCUGCUGGCUCUGCAGCCGCCACCUGGCAGCGUGGCCGGGGCCAGCCUGGCCGAGAACGUGGUCUGGGCCGUCAACGCGGGCGGGGAGGCCCAUGUGGACGUCCACGGCAUCCACUUCCGGAAGGACCCCCUGGAGGGACGGGUGGGACGAGCUUCCGAUUAUGGUAUGAAAUUGCCCAUCUUGCGCUCCAACCCUGAGGAUCAAAUUCUCUACCAGACGGAACGUUACAAUGAGGAAACCUUUGGCUACGAGGUCCCGAUCAAGGAAGAGGGCGACUAUGUCCUGGUGCUGAAGUUCGCUGAAGUCUAUUUUGCACAGUCGCAGCAGAAGGUUUUUGAUGUGCGUCUAAACGGCCACAUGGUGGUGAAGGACUUGGACAUCUUUGACAGAGUGGGACACAGCACUGCUCACGAUGAGAUUAUUCCCAUCAGCAUAAAGAAGGGGAAGCUGAGUGUGCAGGGAGAAGUUUCUACCUUCACAGGAAAGCUUAACAUUGAGUUUGUCAAGGGGUACUAUGAUAAUCCAAAAAUCUGUGCACUGUAUGUCCUCGCAGGAACAAUGGAUGAUGUUCCAAAGCUUCAGCCUCACCCAGGCCUGGAGAAGAAAGAGGAGGAGGAAGAUGAAGAGGAGUACGAAGACGGGUCUAGCCCUAAAAAGCAGGCCAAUAAGAACCGGGUCCAGUCAGGCCCCCGCACACCCAAUCCCUAUGCCUCGGACAACAGCAGCCUCAUGUUCCCGAUCCUAGUGGCCUUUGGCGUCUUCAUUCCAACCCUCUUCUGCCUUUGCAGGUUGUGAAAAAGACAGCAAGCACAGUUGGUCUGCAAGCCAGGGCGGAGGAGUUGGGCCGGAUGUGGAGUUGGUCCCAGCUUCUCCAUAUUUAAGGAAAACAAUGGCUUUUUAAGGAGCAGCAGGUACAAUAAAGGGAGAGUUUGCAUCCCCCUCAGCAGAACUUUGGGUCUUGGCCAGCUGUGGGCCAGCAGCAGCAGCAGGCACCUUUCCUGGCCAGAAGGUCUUAAAGCAGAACCUGGAUCUUUGGGGCAGCGAAUCCUGCAACGAGCAAGAUGGAGUCCAAAGGGGCGGGAGGAAAGGCACACGAUCCAAAGGGUUGGCUGGAAAGAAAAGCGGCCCCUGAGCAGCCUUGCUGGAAGGAUCCACGGGUGUGGAGGUGGGGGUUAGGUAGACAUCCCCUAGGACAUUUGUAGCUCAACACAUGGUACUUAUUUCCUCCUUGACGGAUUGAUGUUUGGUCAACAUGCUUUUGGUUAUGGGACAGGUUGAGUAGGUAAUCAAGGUCACCUGUUCUGCCAGGCAUUCUGAGAAGAUUUUACAUUCAGGCAAGUGCUUUCCCUGGUCAGGACAAUUCUGGCAAGUCUUGAGUUGUCUGAUUUAGAGAAUUCCCUCUCACCACCACCCCUGGUGUAACUUCAAUCUAGUUUCUCUGCCCCAUCCCAUCCUCCCAACUGCUGUGAUUCCACUCUUAGCUCCUCUUCCCAUUCCAUGUUAACGUGGCA
Notechis scutatus (mainland tiger snake) is the source of this 1648-nucleotide messenger RNA. RefSeq names its product malectin (gene MLEC). NCBI's taxonomy places the organism in Eukaryota, Metazoa, Chordata, Lepidosauria, Squamata, Elapidae. Gene Ontology annotation, molecular function: carbohydrate binding. The record is from RefSeq and is a predicted model, not a curated record. Gene Ontology annotation, cellular component: membrane.